AUGAGUGAUACACAAAAAUCUUCAAAAAAGACUGACACAAAUAAAAAGUCAAGUAGUAGCAGCAACACAAAAACCACUAGUAGUGGAGCUGGUGGAAGUAUGAUACCAGGCUCACAACAAUUCCAUAUAACAGAUAAAAGGUAUGAAGUAAUUAAACAAAUACUUUACGAAACCGAGAAACCAGACUUGUCAUCAUUAACACAAGAAGAUUUGGAAAGACAUGAAACGAUAGAACGAGCAUGGAAAUUAUUUUGUAGACAUCAAAAAGAACAAAAAGAGCUUGAAUUAGCAAGAAAAUAUAGAAUGUUAAAUGAGGCGAAUAUUGAAUUAGAAAAGGAAAAUACACUCCCUAGUAGUACCAUUUCUGUAUGUUAG
Messenger RNA from Entrophospora sp. SA101, 375 nucleotides. Lineage: Eukaryota; Fungi; Glomeromycota; Glomeromycetes; Entrophosporales; Entrophosporaceae. The record is from the annotation of a GenBank genome assembly.